AUGGAGGCUUCCUCCAGCCCGUGGAGUCCAACCCCAGCUCCUGUGGGCAGCCCCGCCUUGCUGCUUCCCAUCCCCGCCAUUGUCUUCAUCGCUGUGGGCAUCUAUUUGUUGUUCUUGGGCCUGGCGCUGCUCACUAGACGCUGCCUGCUGGCCCAGGGCUGCUGCGCGGACUGCAGCUCCCCCUGCAGGAAGCAGAGCGCCUCCGAGCGCCAGGACUGUUGCUGGACCUGCGCCGAAGCCUGCGACUUCCCUCUGCCCCGCCCCGCCCACCUCCUGGAUGCCUGCUGCCCCCAGCCCAGUGAAACUGGUUGGGCCCCUCGCUGCCCCAGCUGCUGCCCGCUCUGCGACUGCGCCUGCGCUUGCCAACUGCCCGACUGCCAGAGCCUCAACUGUCUCUGCUUUGAGAUCAAGCUGCGAUGA
Ochotona curzoniae (black-lipped pika) is the source of this 420-nucleotide messenger RNA. RefSeq names its product keratin-associated protein 10-2. Bases 1 to 420 code for a protein of 139 amino acids. The record is from RefSeq and is a predicted model, not a curated record. The transcript has 4 exons. Lineage: Eukaryota; Metazoa; Chordata; Mammalia; Lagomorpha; Ochotonidae.